Molecule: messenger RNA, 1272 nt
Organism: Stylophora pistillata
Lineage: Eukaryota; Metazoa; Cnidaria; Anthozoa; Scleractinia; Pocilloporidae
Product: carbonic anhydrase 1
Cellular component (GO): plasma membrane
Molecular function (GO): carbonate dehydratase activity; zinc ion binding
Source: RefSeq, a predicted model, not a curated record
ACAGCUCAGCACUGUUGUGGCUUCUCUCUGUGCAACGAAUUCAUCCUGAGAACUUCUGAUUCAAACGAAAAAAAGAGCAAAAUUAACAAACCAUGGCCAAAUUUCUGGUGUUAGCUUUCAUUGGUGUUACUGGAAUUUCUAUCGGCUUAGGAACCGACAGCUGGAGCUACUGCAGUAAUUGUGCCGAUGGACCGUUGAGAUGGACGGGUAACUGUGCCUCAGGGAAAAGCCAAUCUCCCAUAGACAUUUCCUUCACUAAUGUAACCUACAAGUCGUUCUCAGACUGGAACUGGCAAAACUACGGAAGUACACUCUCGACUAAGUUCACUCAAGAGAACACUGGCUCUGCUCUGCACGUGAACCUACCAGAUAAAAAGUUCUUCGUCAGUGGUGGAGGUCUCGUAGGAAACUACACCACCGCUCAAUUUCACCUUCACUGGGGACCCGAAAAUGGACAAGGUUCAGAGCACACUCUGAAUGGCGAAAAGUUUGCCGCAGAGAUCCAUUUUGUCAGCUACAAUGUCAAAUACCCAAACUUGACCUACGCCGCCGCGCAGCCUGAUGGUUUGGCUGUCCUUGGUGUCUUCAUUGAGGUGGGAAGUGCAAAUUCCGCUUACGACAAAUUCCUCAAUUAUACCGCAAAAGUUGUCAAUGGAAACACAACUGCACACAUUGCACCUUUUCCUCUCUCUCCUCUUUUCCCAUCCAACACGAGCAAGUUCUACAGGUACCAAGGCUCCCUAACAACGCCGGGAUGUUUCGAGUCUGUCACAUGGACAGUCUUCCACGAUUCCGUAAAGAUAUCCGCAUCUCAGGUUGCUGCCAUACGCGGUUUGAUGAUGAACGACACUGACUACAUUGGGUUGAACUACCGCCCGACCCAGGCCCUUAACACACGCACUGUGUAUGCGAGCUUCGAUGUUUCACCUGGCACAGAAACUCCGACGGUUGCUGAUUCAACAGCUGGAGUUAAGAUCACCACAAGCCUGUUGCUGUUGAUGUUAAUCGGAGCUCUAUUCCUUAAUUAAGAUGGCUCCUUCGCAUACACCUGACGCCAAUUGACUAAGACUUGCUGUUUAGUUAAUUGUAUUUUUUUAACUCCAAGGAGUUGCAACUUUAAAAAGGGACGAGAAACAUUCUCUUUGAUAUGACCGGAAUUAUAGGAGAAAACGUUGCAAAUGUUUGCAUAGGUUAGUUUAUAGAUAUUUUAAUCAAAGAACAACUUGAGUUUAUUAAAAGUUUUAGUCCUUACAGGAUGGUUUUAAAGGUUUA